AGAAUACCUCGUAAACGUUAAUUACAGUAAACCAUAAGAUAUUCAUCUUGGAAGUGACUGAAAACGACGUUAUGGGUUUGUUCUUACUUCUAACAGGGUUUCUUAUCGCCAUUACUUCGCCAGUAAGUCAAUUUUAACUUCACUUAACUUUGCGAAAUAGAUUCGUUGAUUACUUAAGGAACUAGACAAAGAACAACCGGUUCAUUAUACGUAACCAGAACUGCAGAAUCAGAGCAGUCACUGAGAUAACGACAGAAAGCUAAAUAAGGUUUACUACACGGAAAUUUGUUUCUGCUGGAAAGUAUACCAACGCAAACCAUUGACUUUGGAUUUACGUUCGGUUAAUUGCAAUUGUAAAGAAAACAAGGUGAAAUUAUCGUGCAACAAGGUGGACAUUUUUGUGUCUAUGAUUCUAACGAAAAUGUGAGUGCAGUGAGAAGCACAUAUUUUAAUAACUGCAUGGUUACCCUGUAUCAAGGAAACCCAAGCCUCGGUAGAACCAAACGUUUCUUUCCAUGUAUAUACUUUAAAACGAAUCAAUAUUAAGCGGACACCUCUUUUUUGUACAUUUUAAGACUAAGAAAGGCUUCCGUCAUUGCCUUUCCCUCUGUGAUCGCUGCAGACAUGAAUAUUGGAAUUUAUCAGCUGGAAAGCUGGGCGGUAAUACACCAAGGCUGGGAACUUUGUUUUCCUCUUUUUGCAGGCGAAUGUGGAAGCAGAUCAGUCGGUUUGCAUGCCGAUGUGUCCUACUAAAGGUUGCAGAAGUGAGGUACGAUAUCGGCAGAACUUGGUAACCUUAAAACCUGUUAGCAGUUGUUUUGCAUUUGUAGCUGCGCGAUAACUGGAAAAUUUUUGAUGAUGCAUAUUUCAUAUUUAUUCUCUAUUGAUAAACAGGCUAUGGACAAAAAAAAUGCAUACCGUAUUACUGAACACCGCUGGUAGAAGCACAGUUACCAAUAAACACCGCCCUCGAAUAAUGAUAACCGUCUCACCCUAUCAGAUGAGUGCGGCGUUUAUUCGAGAAUUACCAGAGGAAACUCCGCACAACUUAUUCGCAAUCUACACCAUCCAGACAAUAACGUUUCUAUCUCAGCAAAAGAAGCGAGACAUUACAUCUUAAACAGCUUUCUUUUUUACAUUUAAUAACACUAGCCUGAGAAAAGACCCGACAUUUGGCGACACUACUACUGGUUUCCCCGCCAAAUGACGUCUGAGAAACGAGUGCAGAAAUUCCAUACUGAUGACGCGUUACUAGCCAGAUCUGGGUAGUGCUUCUGAUUGGUCGUGCCUCGUGCGAAAUUUGAUUCAACCAAUCAGAAGCACUUCCCAGAUCUGGGUAAUGAUGCGUCAUCAGAAUGAAAUUUCUGCCAUCGUUUCUCAAACGUCAUUUGGCGGGGAAACUUGUGGUAGCGUCGCCAAAUCAGUGUCGGCUGUUUUCUCACGCUAACAUAAUAUGCUAACAAAUAAUUUAUCAUAAUAGAGAAGAAAAGUGUGACGUCAGGUUACCAUGGUAGCGGAAUUUUUGGAUCUCACCAAUCCUUUUUUUAUUGAGAUGGCCAUUUGCGAUGUCAAACGAUUGAGGAAAAGAAUGGACUACUGUUUUGUUCCUGAGUGCAAUCAUGCACAGGAAAGUCAAACAUGUCAAUUUUUUAUUAUUAUUUCUGCUAUACUUACAGGACCACGGUUUGUUGAGAUCCAGAAAUUUUGCUACCAUGGCAACGUUAGUUAACGACUUCUCCUCUCUAUUUUUGUCAGAGGUUUCAAAAAUGUGAUUUUAAAAUAAACACUACCCCUGAAAAAACAAAGCAUCGGAAACGCUAAAAAUUUAAACUAAACGCCGCGGCAACUGUAUGGUGAUUGCUCUUUCACUUUAAUGUCCAAACAUCGGUAAAUUAUUUUUUUUUGAUUUGCUAAUACUAGGAAGCAACUAAAAGUUUCCAUAUGACUCCCUUAUGGCUGGAGGCACACGCGUCAUACAUCAACAGUGAUCGUUCCGCAUCCGCUUCACAAAUCACCUUCAACGCGGGCUCAACUGCUUACGCAGCUCUUCUAAAGAUUCCAUUGAUCGCUGCUGGUGUGUUAACAGAUGCAACGCCGCUGACUGUAGAGAUCACAGUCGCUAACGACGUCAGCAUUGGAACCUCGCAUGACAGUGACAUCAGCUAUGGCGUGUCCGACGGAAGUAAGUUUGUCGGAUGGCAAACUGUUGAUAAAGGAAAUUCCGGAACACAUUCUCCCUGUUAUGGCAUGGAGGGUGCGUCGGGACUGACUCUAAGCUCAAGGCGUUUUGACCCUCAAACCCCUAAACCAAGCGAUUCCUUUUACCCUGGCCAGUUUGUCUUUACAUUCAGGUUGGACGAGCGCUGGGGCUCCUGCUACACUGCGCAUGACGCUGGCUUCGUAAGGACCGCUGGCUACAAUAACCGGCUUGUCCUCAGCAAAGGACUCUUUCUGGAAGUUUAUAAAGGAGACAAAGGAGAGAAAGUUGGCAUCAAGUUCAUUAAAGUCUCUAUCACGAAAGAUUCUUAAAUCGGAAAUUUAAGAAUGGAAUUGUAAAGAAGGCUUGAAAUGUCACUGUUAAGAAUCCCAUUAGCUAGCGCUCAAAGCAAUUGAAAAAGAUCUGCUUAAAUAAAAAGAUCUUGCUUUUAGAUCCAGU
Porites lobata is the source of this 2656-nucleotide messenger RNA. The record is from the annotation of a GenBank genome assembly. NCBI's taxonomy places the organism in Eukaryota, Metazoa, Cnidaria, Anthozoa, Scleractinia, Poritidae.